Messenger RNA from Triplophysa rosa, 3142 nucleotides. Its product is annotated as serine protease 53-like. Gene Ontology annotation, biological process: proteolysis. Bases 1287 to 2864 code for a protein of 525 amino acids. Gene Ontology annotation, molecular function: serine-type endopeptidase activity. NCBI's taxonomy places the organism in Eukaryota, Metazoa, Chordata, Actinopteri, Cypriniformes, Nemacheilidae. The transcript is spliced from 13 exons. The record is from RefSeq and is a predicted model, not a curated record.
CAAUCAGGGAUAGGCUUCCACGGCGGGCCAAUGAAAAUGCGACCUCUUAACUACAGUAGGCCUAAUUGUUAAAAAUGCUUGAUGAAGAGUUGUUUUUCGUGUUCUUUUCUACAAAAGUGUCAUGUUAAUGUGUAAUUCUUGUAAAAUAGUAUAUUGUAAAUUGCUGAGUUUCAUUCUUAUAAAUUUUUUUAAUAUAUAAAUCUUUUAAUGAGUGGAUUCUUGCGUGUGGGUAGGUGGGUGGAUGGGGGGCACCAUGAGGUCUUAAUACGCCUCUGGAUCCACCACGUUCUCAGGUAACAAUUUUAAUAUAUUUGAUGCAACAUUAUUCAUCAAAUGUAUAUUAUAAAUGAACGGUAAGGGAGCGUUUGGUAUAUUGCAUAGAAGUUCAGUUGUGUGCCCUGAACUUCUGGAACACUGAAUGCAGAACACUUACAGUGUGUGUCUGCAAACGCAUUAAAUGCAUAACCAAAUAGGUAUAGAAUAUUAUAUGAUAUUUCCAAAUGCUCCAGUGCUAUUAUUGUUUUGAUAUGUACCGUUACUUGUAGUAAAUAUUAUUUUAGAAUAAAGCUAACUUAAGACACCAAUCUAAAUUGUUCGGUAAUCAAUUUAGUACUAUUUUGACAAUAUUAUGUUUAGUGUAGGACAUGCAUGAGGACCACAUGAACUUGAGGGUGUUGGCCUGUUUUGUCUGAAUAACAUGGUAGUUAAACUGAUGUUUAUAUGUAGCCUACAAAGCAUCCUAAUGCCCCGUUCAUUUCUAAUACACAUUUGACUAAUAAUGUUGCAUCAAAUAUAUUAAUAUUGUUACCUGAGAACGUGGUGGAUCCAUCUCGCUUCGUUGAAAACGUCGAGUCACUUUCAACCAAUAAGAUGCCAUGUAAGAGGUCGCGUUUUCAUUGGCCCGCCGUGGAAGCCUAUCCCUGAUUGGUUGACUACUUUUGACAGCCUAUAAUGCCUGGAACACACAGGAGGACCUCUCGAGAGCAAGAGUACCAAAAGAUUCGUGGACGCACGGAACGCAUUUUGAGUGCGCACACGCUCAGUUGAAAGCGCGCGUCCAGUUUUGUGCACGAGCAAAGGAAAUCGGCGUGCGAGCGGAGAGAUUUGUCAUUAUAAUAACGCCAUAAAAAAUGGUCAUCUUCCUAUGUGAGGCUGAGCUCAUACUGUGUGAGAGGCGGUGAGUGGAAGACGAUCCAGACAUUCAGAUCACAGCCUGAGUGAUAAACACCUAACAUUACAUCUUGAACACACAGUUAUACUGCCUGAAUAGGAUUCUCAUCUUCAUCAUGAUCGUCAUCUCUCUGCUCCUGUUGGGCUCUCUACUGCCAAACCUGAGCUUCUCUGCCAGUGUGAAUGUGGGGAUAGUGAAUGGCACUGAAGCACGACCGCACUCCAGACCUUACAUGGUUUCUGUUCAGAAGAAUGGAAGACAUGUCUGUGGUGGAUUCCUUAUUUCUUCUAAAUUUGUCCUGACUGCAGCACAUUGCCAAAGCGAUGGAGCUUUGACAGUUUUGGCAGGUGUGCAUGACUUAACAAAGAAAGGAGAUACUAUGCGCUUUUCUGCGAAGUCCUAUUACGAGCAGGCUGACCUCAUGAUUUUAGAGCUGGAUGAAAGUGUCCAACUAAAUGACUACAUCAAAACGAUCCGCAUACCAACGGGACCAACAGAAAGUAUAGAGGAUACUAACUGCACUGUCUCUGGCUGGGGAGAUAUUACAAUUUAUGGGCCCUUAAGUCUAAACCUCCGGGAGGCAAAUGUGCAGCUUAUGAGUGAUGAUGUCUGUAAACGUCAAUGGGGCCAUGAGUACAUAGAUUCACAGAUGAUGUGUGUGUAUGGCUAUGGAGGAACCUGUAAUGGGGAUUCAGGAGGUCCGUUGGUUUGUGGCAACACUGCAGUGGGUGUUACAUACUUUGGUAGCCCAUACUACUGCAACGAUCCGGAUCGUUUUAAUGUUUAUACUAAAAUUUCAGCAUUUCUUCCAUGGAUCAGGAAGAUAACAGUUUGGAAGCAGAAAAUGUCUCCUCCUCUCCCCUUUACAGUCUACUGUCUAUUACAGUGUUUUCUCAGUGAGAUCUCACCGAUUAUCAUCCUCAUCAUGAUCGUCAUCUCUCUGCUCCUAUUGGACUCUCUGCUGCCACACCUGAGCUUUACUGCCAGUGUGAAUGUGGGGAUAGUGAAUGGCACUGAAGCACGACCUCACUCCAGACCUUACAUGGUUUCUGUUCAGCAGUACAGGUCGCAUAAGUGUGGAGGAUUCCUCAUCUCUGAUCAGUUUGUCAUGACUGCUGCACAUUGUAGAGACAGCACCGAGACUUUGACAGUUGUGGCAGGUGCACAUGACUUAAGCAAUAAAUAUGAAAAGUCUGUCCGUAUUGGUGUGAGCUCUUAUGAGAAGCAUCCGUCCUACAAGCCAGCUCCAGAGUUACAAGCGGACAUUAUGAUUCUGAAGCUAGAUCAAACAGUCAAACUAAAUAAGAACAUCAAGACGAUUCCCAUACCAACUACACCAGAGGACAUCAAAAAGGGUACUCGCUGCAGUGUUGCAGGCUGGGGACGUCUGAAGACUAAAAGUCCAGCAAGUCCUAAACUUAUAGAGACAAACGUCAAGAUUAUGAGUAAAACAGGCUGUGCAAGACGAUGGGACAGGUCUUAUAUAGCUUCAAAGAUGAUGUGUGUAUAUGGCCAUGGAGGAUCCUGUGACGGGGAUUCUGGAGGUCCUUUGGUUUGUGGAAACACUGCAGUGGGUGUAACAUCAUUCGGUUCCUCUGACAACUGCAAUGAUCCUAAUAAACCUGAAGUUUAUACUGAAAUUUCAGCAUUUCUUCCAUGGAUCCAUAAUGUAAUUAAUAGUUAUUAUUAUUGACUUCUGCAUAAACAAAAUCGAAAUACUUGUUUUUCUUUUCUUAAAAAUGUCCUCUUUUUAUCAUUUAUUAAGCUGCUGUAAGCUCAGUACAAUUAUAAUUUGUGCAACUAAAUGCACUUCAGAGUUUUUUCUUGUUGUGUUACAGUGGUGGUGUGGGAUUGUUUCAUGUUUUUCCUUAAAAUGAUUUCCAAUUAAAGAAUUGUGUCUCAAGCAUCAAAUAAAUCAGUUUGUCUCAUUGCCAUGAAAUAGCAGAAAAUGGAGUCUGCUACAACACUUUA